Molecule: messenger RNA, 964 nt
Organism: Tripterygium wilfordii
Lineage: Eukaryota; Viridiplantae; Streptophyta; Magnoliopsida; Celastrales; Celastraceae
Product: coiled-coil domain-containing protein 12
Exons: 5
Coding region: 165-623 (152 amino acids)
Cellular component (GO): post-mRNA release spliceosomal complex; U2-type spliceosomal complex
Source: RefSeq, a predicted model, not a curated record
GGGCCUUUAACAAACCCAGUUUGGAAAAUGGGCCUUUUGUAGUCUGGGCUAAAAAAACGUAAAAUUAUCGCUUCCCCUCGGACUCCACCAUAGUAUAAAAACAGUAAAAACUAGCGAAAGCUGAGAAACUUUGGCCGAAGUUGCGAUCUUUCAGGUGAAAGGCAAUGGCGACGGAAGAGGAGUCCAUAGAACAAGCUGCGGUCGCGCGAAGAGAGAGGCUGAGAGCACUCAGAGCUGCUCAGGAGCUCCUUCACACUCCCGAUGAAGUCGACCCCAGCUCCAAUAUUGAUGGUGAUGCUAAUGAUGGUACCCGCGACUCUAAUCCAAGCAUGAAAUUUCGGAAUUAUGUUCCUCAAGAUAAGGAGCUUCAGGAAGCUAAGCUUGCUGCCCCUGUCCUUCCAAAGUUUGAGGACCCUGUUGCUGCUGCUCCUCCUCCUGAUAACAAAGAGGAUCCAUUCCUCAACAUUGCUCCAAAGAAACCCAACUGGGACCUGCGGAGGGAUGUCCAAAAGAAGCUUGACAAGCUGGAGAGACGCACCCAGAAGGCUAUGUUUAAGCUGAUGGAGCAACAAGAGAAGGAGAAGCAGUUGGCUGAGGAUGUUACCAAUGGAGAGGAAGAUUAGAAAUUACAUGACCAAAGAUAUGUUGACGAGGCAUUUUAGUUUGUCAUCCACUGACUGGGAGUUGCAGAUUGUCACCCAGCAAAAUAUGAAAAAGCUAAUGUAAAGCACUGAUAUGCAGCUUGUGCCGUGGCUUGGUGGUCCACGUAUGGAAAUUCUUGGAAGAUUGGCAGCUUACUCUUUUCUGCUUGUAUGGCCUAAGAUAUUAUGUUUCUAGAAGUUGAUAUUUCAGUGAUUUGGUUAACAACUUCUAUUAUGAGGCAAGCUGUGUAGUGUACUCUCAUAUUUUGGCAAUGCUCGUUACUUGGAACAUGGAGAACCUAACGCGAGGAUAUUAUGUCAUG